GUCUACAUCGAAAGUCAACUCAGUUACAUCUCUGCUCUCGUCCAACACAUGCCAGGUAAAAGACUGAGGUCUUAAGAUUGAGAACAAAUCAGAGGAAGAAGGUUGCUAUACUUUCCUGAAGCUCAACCUACCAGGCCACAUGUCCACUCCUAACCCCCAACUAUCCAGCAGCCAGCAGAGAAUCAUCUGCUCUCAUCUAGGAGGUGUCAGGCUCAAUCUGCUCUACAAGGCCAGCGUCCACGGUUUCACUGCAGCAGCUUUCCACCAGCAAUGUGACAACCUGGCUCCCACCGUGUCAGUGGGUUACAAUGCCUCAGGUUACGUGUUUGGAGGCUACACGAGACGACCUUUCUGCCAGUCUGGAGCGUACGUGAAUGAUGAUCAGGCCUUCCUCUUCACUUUCAGUGGAGCAAAGCUCUGCACGUUUCCACCUUCUAAUUCUGCACGUGCAGUAAAAAUGGAUAGUUUUUCUGGUCCUUAUUUUGGAGGAUCUUUGGUUCUUCUUGAUGAAAGCAAACCUAUAGUGUACAGCAAUCCAGGAGGUUAUUAUCCAUUCAAUCCUGUGAAAAUGCAUGGCAACGACCUGGACCUGACUGAGUGUGAAGUCUACCAGCUGGAGGAGACCACUGAACUCAAGAAACCAUGGAGGACUGUAUUCUGGGAAUCUAAGAAGAGGACGGAGCUGAUGGAGAGCAUUAAAACCUACGAACCAACUACUAGCUCCGUGUCUCAUGCUCAGAUUUUACUUAUUGGACCGGUUGGAGCCGGAAAGUCCAGCUUUUCUAAUUCCGUCAAAUCUGUAUUCAGAGGCUACGUCACCAACCAGGCAAUAUGUGGCUCUUGUACCACCCACCUGAAAGCACAGUUUCACGGCAACUCUGUGUGGGCUGAACAAGGAAGAAAUCUUCUGCCAAUCAUCCUGCGUGACACCAUGGGACUGGAGGAAAGUACAGGGGCGGGGCUUGAUGUAGACGACAUCAGCAGCAUCAUUCUCCAAGAUCAUCGGCCUGCCCAGUUAAAACCCUCUGCUCCUCUGUACUCGGAGGCUCAAUGCUAUCACAAGUCUCCAGAUCACAAAGACAAGAUUCACUGUGUGGUUUACGUCAUCGAUUCCUGCAAGAUCUCCAUCAUGACCCCACAGCUGCAGGAGAAGAUGGUUGCCAUCCGCAAGAAGGUCAACUUGAUGGGGAUUCCUCAGCUGGUGCUGCUCACCAAAAUAGACGAAGCCUGCCCUUUGGUGAAGGAGGAUUUAAGAAACGUCUACAAAAGUGGCUACAUCAAAGAUCUGAUGGAGGAGGUCAGUUCUCGGCUCGGCAUGCCGAUGUCCUGCGUUGUACCAGUGAAGAACUACAUCGAAGAGUUGGAGCUGGACAUGAACUGAGACAUCCUGCUGCUCAGCGCCAUCAUACAGAUGCUUCGAUUUAUUAAUGACUACUUUUAUGAGGUUACAUUUAAAGAGUAGGGGAUCUGUGAUAACACUUCCCUUAGAAACAUCGCAGAGAAGCAGUUUCAGGAGAAACACAUUGAAUAUCACAUGUCCACUUCUCACUAUGUUCAUGUUCCAACAUUGCAUAUGUCUUCCUUUACCAUAUAAUCACAUCAUAAAUGUCAAAUUGUUAAUUGUUUAUAUCAUUACCAUACUGCAGUCAUCAGAACUGAUCAACAUUUCAGAGUAUUGAUCACUUUUAUAUUUCCUUAAUUAUGCUUCAACAAAAACGUCAGGCCAAAAUCCUUCUUGUGUGCGGACAAAAUGUUUUUUUUUGUGUGUGUCAUAAAAUCAAGCCGUUUUAUCUUAUAUUUGAAAACAUCUGCUGCUCACCUUAAUUACAGUUUCUCUUGCUGAAAAUAAA
Molecule: messenger RNA, 1850 nt
Organism: Cololabis saira (Pacific saury)
Lineage: Eukaryota; Metazoa; Chordata; Actinopteri; Beloniformes; Belonidae
Product: interferon-induced protein 44-like
Exons: 8
Coding region: 140-1381 (413 amino acids)
Source: RefSeq, a predicted model, not a curated record